Messenger RNA from Puccinia triticina, 201 nucleotides. RefSeq lists its product as uncharacterized. The transcript is spliced from 2 exons. The coding region runs from base 1 to 201 and encodes 66 amino acids. The record is from RefSeq and is a predicted model, not a curated record. NCBI's taxonomy places the organism in Eukaryota, Fungi, Basidiomycota, Pucciniomycetes, Pucciniales, Pucciniaceae.
AUGUCAACCAACACAGCCAGAAGAAACCACAAAGGUGGAGUAGAAGACGCGCAGCAGGCAUUUGGCACCCCGUGCUUGGUACCGCACAGGGACCCACCCUUACCAGAUGACAAGGUACAAGUGGAAGGCAAGGGUAACAUCCUCAACCCUGGCGGGCGCGCAAAGGCCGCCCACCCCCCGCUACGGAGGGUAGCGCACUAA